Molecule: messenger RNA, 507 nt
Organism: Trichomonas vaginalis G3
Lineage: Eukaryota; Parabasalia; Trichomonadida; Trichomonadidae
Exons: 1
Coding region: 1-507 (168 amino acids)
Source: RefSeq, a predicted model, not a curated record
AUGGCUCAAGUAGCUCAAUUAGGUAAACUGCCUCGUCAAAUCCUUCUGGCAUUCCGAGUCCUUCCAUCCGACAGAAAAAGUUCUUCCUUCCGACAGAAAAAAUUUUUCCCGACGACAAGAAAAAAUUUUCCCGACGACAGGAAAAAAUUUUCCAGUUGUCCGUCCGUAAACCAUUCAAAUUUUCGAAAAUUGAGAACUUUUUGGUCGAACUUCAGGAAAAGUUUUUCCUUCCAACAAAAAAAAUUUUUCCUUCCGACAGGAAAAGUUUUUCCCGACAACUGGAAAAGUUCUUCCUUCCGACAGGACACAAACGAAUGUCUCACGUCUCUCUUCCUGAAUGUCUUCCAAAGCCAGAAGAACCGACAGCCCCAGCACCACAACAGACUUACUAAGACUAAACACUUACAUUUUUCAAGCUUGACUUUUUACAAUUUGAACUUUGUUCGCGUAGAUAUGAAUUCUGAAAGAAGUAUGAGGGUCUUGUAUGACUUUGUACUUCUCCCAUAG